Pteropus alecto (black flying fox) is the source of this 5122-nucleotide messenger RNA. It is a transcript of the gene SOCS6, whose product is annotated as suppressor of cytokine signaling 6. The transcript has 3 exons. The record is from RefSeq and is a predicted model, not a curated record. NCBI's taxonomy places the organism in Eukaryota, Metazoa, Chordata, Mammalia, Chiroptera, Pteropodidae. Gene Ontology annotation, biological process: phosphatidylinositol phosphate biosynthetic process; protein ubiquitination; regulation of growth. Bases 263 to 1216 code for a protein of 317 amino acids. Gene Ontology annotation, molecular function: 1-phosphatidylinositol-3-kinase regulator activity. Gene Ontology annotation, cellular component: phosphatidylinositol 3-kinase complex.
GACUGUUGAGUAGAGAAGAAAGAGAGGAAGAAAGAAUGAAGACACUUCGGACCUCUAAAGGCCGGGGAGACAGCAGUUACCUGAGCAUCACCAACCCUGAAGGUGCCACUACGCCAUCCUGAAGUUUCCCAGCAGAAAAUGGCUCCAAAGGGUCAAUGAAGCUGGGAACACAUAGAUGCAGCAUUACACGCAGCCUCUCCAGAUGUUUGACGACCCUGUUUCAGAGAGAAAUUGAUCCCCUCGGACUAGGUAAUCAGUCAUAAUGAAGAAAAUUAGUCUGAAAACCUUCCGGAAAUCUUUCAACUUGAAUAAAAGCAAAGAAGAAGCGGAGUUCAUGGUAGUGCAGCCACCCUCGCUAGCCGGCGGUUUCGACAAAGACGGUUCCUUGUUUGGUAGCUGCUACGGGAAGGACAUGGCCGCCUGCGACAUCAACGGCGACGACGAGAAGGGGGGGAAAACGAGAUCAAAGAGCGAGAGCCUGAUGGGCACCUUGAAAAGACGGCUGUCGGCGAAGCAGAAGGCGAAGGGCAAGGGCGGCGCGCCGCCGGGGCGCGCGGCCGACGAGGACACCUUCUCCUCGGCGUCGGCGCCGCUCGUUGCUACGGGAAGGACAUGGCCGCCUGCGACAUCAACGAACCUGAACUUCGACCCCAGCUCGGCGCCCGGGGUCGCGCGCGUGUACGACGCGGUGCAGGGCAGCGGGCCGCUGGCCGUGACCAGCCUCACCGAGGAGCUGAAGAAGCUGGCGAAGCAGGGCUGGUACUGGGGCCCCAUCACGCGCUGGGAGGCCGAGGGCAAGCUGGCCAGCGUGCCCGACGGCUCGUUCCUCGUGCGCGACAGCUCGGACGACCGCUAUCUGCUGAGCCUGAGCUUCCGCUCCCACGGCAAGACGCUGCACACCAGAAUCGAACAUUCCAACGGGCGCUUCAGCUUCUACGAACAGCCGGACGUGGAGGGCCACACGUCCAUCGUGGACCUCAUCGAGCACUCCAUCCGGGACUCCGAAAACGGAGCCUUCUGCUACUCGCGCUCGCGGCUGCCGGGCUCUGCGACUUACCCCGUCAGACUGACCAACCCCGUGUCGCGGUUCAUGCAGGUGCGCUCCUUGCAGUACCUGUGCCGGUUCGUUAUACGUCAGUACACCAGGAUAGACCUAAUUCAGAAACUGCCUCUGCCAAACAAAAUGAAGGAUUACUUACAGGAGAAGCACUACUGAGAGGAGAAGCCCUGCAUCUUGCACUUUGGGAAUAAGAGAAAGAGAUUGAAAUACAGUUUACACACCGUCAUUGCUAUCGAAAUCUUUUGCUGCCAUACUGUUUCAGUUUUAUGUGUAAAAGAGUGAUCUGUUUCGGGGUGAGGAAGUGUCGACAAGGUGUCUUGGGUUUAUUUUGGUUCUUUAAAAAGGGAAGUCUCGAGGUUUUAGAAGUGUGAAUUCUUUCAUUAAUGUGCAGAAUAAUCACAAUGUGAAUGAUCGGAUUCUCCUUAACCCCCUCCCCCCGUCCUUUGCUGCUAUCCACUGUGAUUUUUAUGCAUUAAAAAGCACAUUUCAUGUGUGUUCAACCCUAAGUAAAGUUGAAUGGAACUUAUAGAAUGCAAAUUGUUUUGUCUCUUUAAACGGCCCAUUUUUUUUUUUCUCAAAGAUACUGUUGAGUGAACAUACAGACCCCUGUGAUUAAAACACAGAAUUUUACACGUACACUGAAAAUGAUUGUCUAAUCUCAUACUUUAGAAGGAUUUACUUAGGAUUAUGCAUUGACAUAAUCUUGGGUAAUGGAACCCAGAUCUGCAACAUAUCUUUUAUAACACUCAUUUCUAAAUUAUUUUUAAGGUUUUGCUGUUUGGGCUCCCCCUCCCCCCCCACCUUUGGUUGUGAAAAGUUGAACUUUUCUGUUGCCUUCGUCUUCAUCUUGUGGUUUGUCUAUUUUAAUGAAUGGCCUUACAUUAAAAAUCGUGAAGAGAUGUAUACCACCAAUUUAGAAAGUGUUGCCUUUUCUGUCAUUAAGCUCUGGUACAAAUUGGCAUAACUUAUAAAGACCUAUGGCACUAGAACUAUUAUUAAAGAAAUUCUAGAUCAUAGUUUCCUGUGAUAGUUUUUUGUUGUUGUUGUUAGCUAUAUUUUCCUUCGAUAAAAUGUUUUAUCUGUGGUUUCUUUAGCUUAGUCAACAUUUUGGGUGAAGACGUAGAACUGAUUUUCAUGAAUGGACUAGAUUCUCUUGGAACAUUAAAGUUUAUAUAAAGUUUUAACUUGAUUUGAAUAGAAAGAAAGCAUUGUUUUAAAAUUGGAUUUAUAUUUUUAUUUUACGUAGUCACUAUUAAGAUGUGCUUGGAUUUGACCAUUCAUCUCACCAAAAAACCCCCAAAACAACAAACCCAGUGACUUUAGUUGAAAAAUUGUGGAAAUUCCAGAAUACCAUAUAAGAAAAAUAUUAAAACCAUAUCAGAUGUAUGGAAGUCUAUUGCCUACCAUAUAUACUACCAUUUAAAAAUAGGUUUCCUAUUUGUUUCUUUUUAAUAUAGGUAAAUCUUAAGUAAAUUGGCAUCAUUAGUCGGUUUAGUCGUUUUUUUUCGGGGCUGGGAGGGGGGAGGGCGAGCGUGUUAUCCAUAAUACUUUUUAGUUAUUUUGAAAUUUAGUUGUUUAUUCACUGCACAGUUGUUCAGUGUAGUAUUUUGGGAUUGCCCAUGCAGAAAAUGUUUCCAGGUAUAUAGUUUUGAAGGAAAAUGUUUCCAUCUCAGAUGAAACAUGUAAUUUAAGACAUUUCUUCCUUUGUCACUCAGUUUUCCUAGCCCCACGUAAGAACAAGAGUAAAAGGUAUUAAUGGCUUUGUCAUUCAGACAUAUCAGUAUCCCUGUUUUUUCCUUCUGUUUGUUUUUCAGGGUAGAACAGAAUUAACCAGAAAAGGCACAAUGCCAUAAUAUCGUGUUAAGGUAUUUUGACUUAAAGGGGAAAAGGUACUUCAUUUUGGUGGAAUGUUGACUGUACCUUGUUACAAAGGCCCCUCCUUCACUUUGUGAUAUGUUUUCACCUAAGAUGGGAUAUUGAGUAUACUGUAAUAAUAUAAUUUAAGUGUUCACUAUAAGCUAUUUGGAUUAAGAACUAUUAGAGAUGUAAACUUAUCAAAUUAAUGCAAGACAUUUAAACUAUUUUUUUGCAAAACUAUUUAUUUUUAAACAAUUUAAAAUAUAUCUAGGGUGAGUUAAAAGUCCCUGUGCAUCUAUAUUAGAUGGCAGGUAUUGUCACAGAGGCACUGUGUAUUAAUAAUAGUUGUCAAAGUGGCUUCUCCGUGUUUCUAGAAGCGUUUACAUGUACUCUUUGUGAGGUCACGGUGCACAGAGGUCUCGGGACUGCCCUGAAGCCCAUCUUGGCAGGUGGGCAUAGCCUGUUCCCCACACUUUCCCUCAUGGUAAUGUGUUUAAGAUCUGGCCAUUUAGUUUCAGGUUAAGAUCAUUCUGAUUUCCAUCUGAACUUUUUAAAAUUGCAUUUCGUGUUUUUAUGGAGGGCAAGUCGUGAUACCGUUCUAAUUUAGAAAGCCAAUUUUUAUGUGCGUUCGUACAUCGUUAGUGUAAAAUACUUUAAAGAGAAAUGCCCUAUUCUAAUCCGGUUUGAAAUUGCUCGGGUCUGAUAGUAUAUCGAUAAAAAUAAAGGUAUUUGCCACGAAGUUAUUUACAAACAAAGGAGUAUUGCAAUAUUUUCUGCUUUUGCUUAGAGAACCAUUUGGCAUAGGCAGCACACCAUAUGUGAGAGAUUGGCUUUGUAGGGUACUAAAACACUCUGCUUAAAAAUGGAAAGGGGGGAAAAGAGACAAAUUUUCGUCCUGUAGUUUGGUCUAGAUACAAUUUGGGUUACUUUCUGGAUUAUAUAUAAUGGCGGCUUAGAUGCCAUGGACACGACCUGUGAACGGUAUUUAACUACGUGCUUUGAAAAAUCUGAGCUCAAGACAAGAAAAAGGAAACAGGAAAGCUCUAUCUUUUCGCCAUAAUAAAUGAACCAGUUUUUUUUUUUUUAUUUUAAUCAAAUAUUUUAUCCCAAAACAUGAUGGAGGCCAGAAGCUAUUUCCAGGCUUACUAGGACACUAUUAUGCAUUUUUAUAAAAAGAAAGCAUAGAAAGUACUUGAAAAAUAUCUCACUCUCUAAGGAAAACUGUUCUUUUUCUACUUGGUGCAAUAAUCUGAAGAUUUAGAAUAUUAUAUCACAGGAAAUGAUCAUAGAACUAAAAAUAGUGUUUAAGGAAACCAGCUACACAGGGCAAGCCUCUUGCUAUUGAAGAAAAUCGUGUGCCAAAAGGCUAACUCAUGGGCAUAUAGGAAAUAACCUACACAUUAUUUCUGAGCCAGUAUUAUUGAAACAGGAUAAAAGUUACUAAAAUCUUAAAUAGGUUAUAUGCAAUGUCUCCGCCAGUGCUACAAGUCUAAAUAUGUUUCUUAGCAGUACUUUCAGAAACACCACUUUUAAUCGUACAUUUCACAUGUACGAGAGAUUUGCUUUAAAACAAACAACUCAAAUAUUAUAUUUUCAAUCUUAAUGGCUUUGAAUGUGAAGUCUUAAUUUGAAAAGGAAAUCACUACCAGCAAUAGACAGUUUUGUUGAAAACUCUAAUUAAAGGAACAAUCGCCAGUUCCAUAAAUAACUAUAAAAUUCUAAAAUAAAGUAUUGGUACGCUAGUAAUCACAAAUUUGGUUUCUUUGAAUACUUUUUUAAUCCUGUAAAGAAGGUUUUUUAUAAACAUCCUUUGUAUUAAUCAGUCACAACAUGGCAAAUGCGUAGUUGCUGUUUCUGAAAAGAUACACUCUCCAUCCAGAGAUGAUGAAAAAUUCUUAUAGAAUUUUGUAAUGAGUAUACAUGUUGGGUUAAAUAAAUUUUAUAGUCGUUGGAGUGCCAUGAAGUUAAUACUUGCAAUCCAGAUUGCUGUAGUUUACACUUUUUCUGUAUGUUUCAAAUCAGGUGUGUACCAUUUGUACUGAGAACACCACAGAGUGAAUUAUCCAAAGUCCAUUGAUUUUAAUACGUGUUUUGGUUUGUAAACAAAUUAUAGUAAUUUCUUGCACAUUUUUGGAAGUUAAUUGUAUAAGGAUUUAUGUAUCUGCUUCUAGAUACAGUGUGUAAAUAAAAAUUUUGUUCACAAGA